GACAAUGAACUUGAGAUAUUUUCAUCUCUCUCUUUUUUUCCUUUUCUUUAUCUAAUUCGCAAUUUUUCAAGUUUCCAUUAAUCGCACAAGUGAUGAAGCAAAUCGUGUCUUUUAUAUUGAAACAAAAUAGCGAAAGUGCUCAUCAUCCGUAAACAAUCUGAGAUUCUUUCACGGCUAGUUGACAUGAAAUUGACAUCUAUGAAUCGAUCUGUCAAGGGUAAAAAAAAGAGAGCUUAUAAACCAAGAGACCAUUCGAUCAGUUCAAUCGUUCUUGAGACGUUGUUCUUUGAACUCUUCAAUAUUUUUCAAUCGGAUUUUCUCAAAUUUUUCUAAAUAUAUUUAAAAUGUUACAGAGGAUUUCACCCUUAAUAAUUCUUGUUUCGAUGCAAGUGAUGCUGAAAGUUGUCGAAGGAAAAACACAUGUCCAUUUCAAAAUUCAUGUUCCGGAAUUUAUAAAGCAUCACAUUCACACAAAAACAAUAUUUCUUCACAUUCAUCCACUGCCAAAGGAUCAUCCAAAGGAACCUCCAAAAAAGGAGCCUCCAAAAAAGCAGCCACCAAAAAAAAAUCACUACGAAGAAAGUAAUUUUGAAGAUUGGAAUUCUUACACAAGUUACAAUAAUGAAAAUAAUCAUCAAGAAAUUGGAGAGAAUGGCGAAAUUUUCAAAUCCGGUCACAAUAAACAAAAAUGCAUCAAGGGCAAUAAUUAUCAAAAUGAUAAUUACGAUUCAUAUUUUCCCACUUCGUAUGAAAAUAUAAAUCCAGAGGAUUAUUAUAAUGAAGUCUCGUUGCAGAAUGAUAAUCAUAAUUCUAACUAUAAUCCAAAUUUAAAUUCCAAUCCAAAUUUAAAUUCUAAUCCAAAUUCAAAUUCCAAUCAAAAUUUUAAUUCGAAUCCAAAUGAUCAUUAUAAUCAAAAUUAUAAUUCUCAGCCAAAUUAUAAUUCGAAUCCAAAUUUGAAUAAUUAUAAUUUUAAUCCAAACGAUAAUCCUAAUUAUUCUAAUAAUGUUUAUUCACAAUAUGACGCUGGACAAGAUGUAACUGGUUAUAUGUAUCCACCACAAUAUGCGAUUCAUGAGGAUGUUAAUGAUAUUCCUAAUAAUGAAAUUGAACAAUUUGAUGUCUAUGAGAAUGGAUAUAAAAGGGGUCUCGAAUCGGAAACAGGACAUUUGAUUACGAAAAAUUUAAAAGAUUUUUAUGACGAUAAAUUUGAGGAAGCUGGCGAAUUUGCGGAAAAUGAUGAACAAAGUGAAAAUGAUAAACAUAUUUCUGAUUUGUAUCAAGGAAAUUAUGAUAGGGAAAUCACACAUAGAGAUCGUUCAACUAAUAAAAAUGGACAGAGGCGAAUUUUUUCUUCAAAAAUAAUUGUCAGAUAAUUAACAU
Messenger RNA from Leptopilina boulardi, 1380 nucleotides. RefSeq names its product probable serine/threonine-protein kinase clkA. The record is from RefSeq and is a predicted model, not a curated record. The transcript has 3 exons. NCBI's taxonomy places the organism in Eukaryota, Metazoa, Arthropoda, Insecta, Hymenoptera, Figitidae. Bases 345 to 1373 code for a protein of 342 amino acids.